AACAAUAACAACCCUAAUAUUCAUCACCAAAAACCCUAAACCCCAAAAGCUUCUUUCUUUGCCCCGCCAUUGUUGAAGCUCACGAUAACAACAACACUGCAAAACAAUGAGACCCCCAAGAGGUGGCGGCCGUGGUGGCGGUUUCAGAGGCGGCCGUGAUGGAGGCUUUAGAGGUGGUCGUGACGGAGGAGGCUUUCGUGGUAGACCUGGUGGUCGUUUCGGUGGUGGCUUUCGUGAUGAAGGUCCUCCAUCAGAAGUUGUAGAGGUUUCAACUUUUAUUCACGCUUGUGAAGGAGAUGCUGUUACAAAGCUUACAAAUGAGAAAAUUCCAUUUUUUAAUGCUCCUAUUUAUCUGCAAAACAUGACUCAGAUUGGUAAAGUUGAUGAAAUAUUUGGUCCAAUCAAUGAAUCUUACUUUUCAAUUAAAAUGAUGGAAGGGAUUGUUGCUACUUCAUACUCAGCUGGUGACAAGUUUUACAUUGACCCUAGGAAACUCUUGCCUCUUGCAAGAUUUCUUCCUCAACCAAAGGGACAAGCAUCAGGCAGUAGAGGUGGAGCAACUGGUUUUGGUAGAGGUCGUGGUCGUGGAAGUUUUCGUGGAAGGGGUCCUCCAAGAGGUGGAAGAGGUCCUCCUAGGGGUGGACGUGGUGGUUUCAGGGGAAGGGGAAGAUUCUAGGGAAAUUUCAACUUCAUGUAAUAUUAGCUGUUUUCAUCAAUCAUUUUGCAUGGAUUAUCACAUAGGGUUCCAAUUGAAGUUUGAUGCUGAAUUGACUUUUUAUUUAACUUAUGAAUUGAACGGUUCCAUUUGAGUGUUGCUUAUAAUGUUGUAUGUUAUCAUAUCACCAUGACAGGGUUGGUUGAGUUUGGUUUUCGUCUAAA
This is a messenger RNA of Trifolium pratense (red clover), 879 nucleotides long. RefSeq names its product putative H/ACA ribonucleoprotein complex subunit 1-like protein 1. Lineage: Eukaryota; Viridiplantae; Streptophyta; Magnoliopsida; Fabales; Fabaceae. Gene Ontology annotation, cellular component: box H/ACA snoRNP complex. Gene Ontology annotation, molecular function: box H/ACA snoRNA binding. The transcript has 4 exons. Gene Ontology annotation, biological process: snoRNA guided rRNA pseudouridine synthesis; ribosome biogenesis. The coding region runs from base 107 to 676 and encodes 189 amino acids. The record is from RefSeq and is a predicted model, not a curated record.